AUGUCGUCUGAUCCAAGCGGAAAAAUAGUGGAACAAGCUCUGGGCGCCUACAAGAAGACAUUUGCUGAGAGCACCAUUAGCGAUACAUCCGGUGACUUUCCCCGAUUUGCCUUUUCGGAAUUGACUCUGGGCAAACGCCUGGGUGAGGGUGGAUUUGGUGUGGUAUCCGAAGUUCUGGCCUUUGAUAUUUCGGCCCAUGAAGACAGUCAUCGUCCCCCAGAAACAAGUGUCGAGGUAGAAACAACAGGUGUUGAGGUGGAAAGGAAAGAGGAAGAAGAAGAUCCCGAUUUCCAAGGUCGGAAAUUCAUUGCCGAUCAUUGCAUUCGAAAUGAUAGUGAUGCUCGUUAUGCCAUCAAGAUACUCAAAAAAUCCCUAGUGGACAAGGCAGAUGUCAAUUUAAUGGUCAAGGCGCUGGCAGACAUGGCCGUGGAGACACACAUUCUAUCCGCCAUUGAACAUCCCAAUAUUGUCAAACUAAGAGGAGUCAGUCAACAAGGUCGGUAUCAUCCAGAAUACUUUAUUGUCAUGGACAGACUCUAUGAUACCCUUGACAAACGCCUCAAAGCAUGGGCCGAAGUAUUCCCCAAACCACCACCAAUGCCCAAAAAGAAUCCACCCUCCAAACGACAAUCCUCGGGCAGCACCAGGAGCACUUCCAGUCGAGCCUCCAAGUUGGGGUGUAUUUUUGGACGGAAAAGCAGUCAAGAGUUUGAUGAUGACGAAGAAAAAGAGGAACAGGACGACACUGUGGAAAUGAACCCGACAACCAUUGAAUCAAGUCCUUCGAAUCUAGAGAAAAAGAAGAAAUUGCUGGAAGAAAGACUGGUGGCUUGCUUUGACCUGGCUUCGGCCAUCGCAUACCUUCACGAGAGGAAUAUUAUCUACCGUGACACCAAGCCGGAGAACUGUGCCUUUGAUGUGCGAGGUGAUAUCAAGCUGUUUGACUUUGGUACUGCCAAAGAACUACCGCCACAAAAUUCCAAGAGAGAUCUGACCUUCAACCUCACCGGCAUGACGGGUUCUUUGCCCUGGAUGGCUCCAGAGGUGGCCAAGAGCGAUCCGUACAAUCACAAAGUUGAUGUCUUCUCAUUUGCCGUACUCCUAUGGCAAAUCGUGGCCUUGGAAAUGCCAUUCAAAGAGUAUGAAUCAGACUUGAGAUUGUUCUGGGAAGAAGUCCACAACGGACCCCACAAGCGCCCUGAAAUUCCACGACUUGGUUGGCCCAAACCUAUUGAACUGUGCAUGAGGCGUGGGUGGGCGAAGGAACCCAGUGAACGAAUGGAAAUGAAACAGAUUGAAAACAUUCUACGAAAAGAAAUUAUACGGGUCCGCAAGGGCGAUGAUGCUGGGCUCCGACACGACCGGCGACGUUCCACCUUUGUCUUUCGUCGUUGA
Seminavis robusta is the source of this 1395-nucleotide messenger RNA. The record is from the annotation of a GenBank genome assembly. NCBI's taxonomy places the organism in Eukaryota, Bacillariophyta, Bacillariophyceae, Naviculales, Naviculaceae.